Molecule: messenger RNA, 2388 nt
Organism: Rhipicephalus microplus (southern cattle tick)
Lineage: Eukaryota; Metazoa; Arthropoda; Arachnida; Ixodida; Ixodidae
Source: RefSeq, a predicted model, not a curated record
AUGCAUCGCCAGUAGCAGAUCCUCAAGGUGCCGAGAAUUUAUCACUUAUGUAGCCUCACAGCCAGUUUACCGCAGGAGAGAACAGUGUGUGCGCCCAUGACGCGUUGAAAAGCACGAUCUCGAAGCGCGUGACGCGGGCCGACCGGAAUCGCGAGUGCCGCGUAAAACUACAGAAUGCGCCGGUAUUAGCAACAACGCGAGCAAGUGGCCAAGCUCUGGUCGACCGGUUCGGACAGCUAUGAGGAAAACGCCUGCCCGCUUCCUCAAUGUCUGCAAUUCUGCCGAGACAAGCGAGUUUGCGCAAGCGCCAGUGGGUGCUGUCUGUCGGAGAAUUGGAGGCGUUCAACACGGAUGCCGGGGAGACGAAUGCCAUUUUGCAGGCGCUGUGCCACAAGAACAACUACGGUUUCGUGGACGGCACAUGCGAGCUGAUGGGGAUGCUGAAGGCUGACGGCGUGCACCCGACGAAACAUGGUAGCCAGCUGUUGGGGUGCCUGCUACGUGCAGCCAUCAAGCAAGCAAGCAAGGACCUUGAGGCAAGCCACAAUGGAGCAUUACAGCAGCAGCACCAGAAAGAAAAGGACCACAAGAAGCUUCGAUUCCUGUACAGUGAUCAGUCAAACGGGCUGGCACAGUAUUGGAAUAAUGUAACUAAUUUCCCAGCUCUUUCCACAGACCCUAUGCUUGUUGUAGCCCCUGCAUCUCCAUGCAAAGAAAUGUGGUCAGACGUUGCACGGAAGUCUGAUUCUGCUUCCAUACAAUGUCACAGUGCGAUGUCAGUGACACCUAAGGUCGCAGAAACAGACACUGCUCAUGGGUACCCUUCGCUGCCAAUAACUGCAGUGGCAUGCACCAGGGCUUCAGCUGUGACUGUUUUCGCUCAAGUAGAACGGCACCCUGUGCGCGCUCCUGCACUUGUCGGUGGUGUGUGGAUGCAGCACAAAGUGAAGAAGACUGGGCGUACUGCCGUGCCACUUUGCUCUGCUGCUUUUGAGCAGAGCCCACCUUCUGACUGUGGGCCACCCGACGCCUGCGGCGUAACAUCCACGGUGAGCCCCCAGUCAGAAGGUGUGGUUCUGUGCAAGGGCAGCAGUGCAGCUGACACCAGCGCUUCCACACCUCGUGGUGAGCAGAAAGCAACUUCAGCAAAAUUGUCACAGAGCCAUAUUUGCACAGGUGGAGGAAAUCUUUCUGUAGGGAGCACAUUCAGCACUUAUAAGGAGUGUAAAGCUAGCUUUGAAGGAUGGAAAAGUGAAGGGUUCCAUCCGAUGCGUAUUGAAAAAUCAGAUAAAAACCCAUUGUGUACUGAAAAAGAUUUAAACAAAGCAGACUUUCCUUAUGUUCGAGUUAAAUUUGUCUGUUGCCACGCAGGGCAUCCAAAUCCGAGAGGACAAAAUAUUCGACCUAAUCAACGCUUCAACGGUACAGGUUGCAACGUUGAACUUAAGCUUGCGCUGCGGGUUUCUCCACAGCCCUAUUAUGAAGUUGUAAAUUUAGCGGAUGUGCACAACCAUAAAAUAGGUCCCGAGAUUUUUGUAUGGUACAAUAAUAAUCGAGCAUUAAGUGCUUCUGAAAAAGAGCAAUUUCAGGAGUUGAUUUCUUGUAAUGUGAAACCUAAAGACCUAAAGGAUGCCAUUCUGAGGAAAACGGGAAAACACGUUACUUCUCGUGAUAUUAUAAACAUGAAGCAUAGAACAGUUCUAAAAAUUCAGGACAAUGCUCAUCAUGGAGCCCUUCUGUUAGAAAAAAUCAACGAAUUGUUUUCAGAAAACUCUGGGUGGAAGGUUCAUAUUGAAAAGAAUACAGAAAAUGGUCUCUUGUACAUAUUGCUUCAAUCAGAGCAUACGGCCCAGUUACUAGAAAAAUACCCUGAAGUGUUGUUCUUUGAUGGUACGUAUAAAGUUAAUAAAGAAGGGUAUAUCUUGCAUUCGAUUCUGUGUGAAGAUGGAACAAGCCAUGGGAGGCCUGUAUGUUAUGCAUUUGUUCAGCGGGAGACAUCAGAAAUAUUAGUCUUUCCUAGAGACAUUCCUUUGUUUGAAUCCUGUCGUAGAGGAGAAGUGCACAAUUGUGGUAAUGGACAAAGAUUUAAAUGAAAUGAAUAUAAUUCAGUAGCUUCUGGCCAAAUGUAGAAUCUUGUUGUGUUCGUGGCACGUGUUAAAGUACUUACACACGAAAGUGAUGCAGCAUAAGUCAAACAGUCUAGAUAAGAAGUAUGUUAAAGAUAUAAUUACGAAACUGGUUUUUGCACAUACCGUAGAUAUAUAUCAAAGGCACUUGCAGGACUUGGAAAAAGCACUUGAAAAUGACAAAGCCCUUGUGCAGUACUUUUAAGAAAAUUGGCACAGCUGCAAGAUCAUGUGGGUUCAUGCUUAUCGUGCAAAUGCAUGU